Molecule: messenger RNA, 6582 nt
Organism: Protopterus annectens (West African lungfish)
Lineage: Eukaryota; Metazoa; Chordata; Ceratodontiformes; Protopteridae
Gene: CFAP44
Product: cilia and flagella associated protein 44
Exons: 39
Coding region: 107-6370 (2087 amino acids)
Molecular function (GO): protein binding
Source: RefSeq, a predicted model, not a curated record
GUCACUAGGACUACAUUUCCCACAACAUACUUUGCAUUCUUCUCUACAAAUGCAAUGGCAGCAGAAACGCAUGCUAUCAGUUACCUAGUAACCCAUGUAAACAAAGAUGGAGCCGUCAGAACAGGCUAGUGAUGAUAACUUUGAUGUGAAUGAAAACCAAGAGCAAGGUGAAGAAGACAUGGAGGAAGCUGUAAAUGAAGGACAUGCUAAAGAGAGUGAAAAUCUGGAGCAAAAGCAGGAUGAAAGGAUGUCAGAUGCUGGUGCAAUCAGUAACUCAAAAGAAGAUGAGCAAGGUGAAGAAGACAUGGAGGAAGCUGUAAAUAAAGAACAUGCUAAAGAGAGUGAAAAUCUGGAGCAAAACCAGGAUGAAAGGAUGUCAGAUACUGGUGCAAUCAGUAACUCAAAGGAAGAUGAGCAAGUUGGAGAAAGAAUGGAAGCUACAAAGGAAGAGCUAAGAAUGGAGGGAGCUACAAAGAAAGACCACACUGAGGACACUAACCAGAGGAUGGAGACUGAACAGCGUGAAGACCUGUUGGACAACAAAGAACCCUCUGCUUUAGAAGAGUAUGAGCAAGUUGGAGAAAGAAUGGAAGCUACAAAGGAAGAGCUAAGAAUGGAGGGAGCUACAAAGAAAGACCACACUGAGGACACUAACCAGAGGAUGGAGACUGAACAGCGUGAAGACCUGUUGGACAACAAAGAACCCUCUGCUUUAGAAGAGUAUGAGCAAGUUGGGGAAAGUACAGGGAAAGUUGUUAAUGAAGAACACUCAGAAGACAAUGAUAAGAAACCAGACACUGACCAGGAUGAAAACCUGUUAGGCAGUGAUGUUCCUAUUACCUCAGAAAUAUAUGGUCAAAAUACAGUGAGAACGAAUGAAAGCUCUUCAGAUAAACAGCAUAACCUGCCAGAAGAGAACACAGAAUGCUCAAGUGUUCCAACAAAGGGCAUUACUACAAACAGUGAAGUUUCUUGGACUGAAAGAGGUCCAACACCAACUGGCGAUGAAGUAAGAGAACAUACUGGGUCUGAAACUGACAGAAGUCAGACUAGUACUGAACAGCCACAGACUGGAGCAGAGAAACAUUCAGGGAUGGAGAGUGAAGAGGAAGGGGAGGAGGAAAGACAUGCAGAAAAGGAAAUCAAGAGAAAAAUCCCUGAGGAUUUUUAUUAUAAUUAUGAGGAUCUAUGUUCCAAACCAUUUGUUUCUGCAGAAUCUGGAAUACCAUCAAAUCUGCUUCAAAUGAUUCAUUCUUUUGGCUAUGACUGUACCAAACGAGCAAAUCUGCAACUAUUGGAAGGCCAUACUGUCAUUAUAGCUGCUGGAAACUUGUUGGUGAUUCUAAAUCUGAAAACAAAAGAGCAGAAAUACCUAAGAAGCAUGAGUGGUGGCGGAAUUGGAGCUAUCACGGUCCACCCAAGUCGAAAGUAUUUUGUUGUAGCUGAGAAAGGAACAAAACCCAACAUCAUUGUAUAUGAAUACCCAUCUUUACACCCUUACAGAAUUUUGCGAGGGGGAACAGAAGAAGCAUAUGCAUUUGUGGAUUUUAACCCUUCUGGAACACUGUUAGCCAGUGUGGGCUGCAGUCCUGACUAUAUGCUGACUGUCUGGGACUGGAAAGAAGAACAGAUAGUUUUGAAAUCAAAAGCCUUUUCUCAGGAUGUUUUCAGAGUCACAUUUUCCCCUGACAAUGAAGGACAGCUCACCACAUCAGGCACAGGACAUAUCAAAUUUUGGAAGAUGGCACGUACAUUCACUGGCCUAAAACUGCAAGGACAACUUGGGAGGUUUGGAAAAACAGCACUCACUGAUAUUGAGGGAUAUGUGGAGCUGCCUGAUGGAAAGGUUGUCUCAGGUUCAGAGUGGGGGAACUUGCUGCUUUGGGAAGGUGGCCUUAUCAAAGUGGAGCUCUGUCGCAGGGGACGUAGAUCGUGUCAUGCAGGUCCUAUCAACCAGUUUUUCCUUGAUGAAGGAGAACUCAUUACUGUUGGGGCAGAUGGUUAUGUGAGGGUAUGGGAUUUUGAAACAGUGGAUACUGCAGAUUCUGUUGAUGAUUCUGGUCUGUUGGAAAUGGAGCCAAUGAAUGAAUUACUGGUACAGAGAAAUGUGAAUCUCCGGUCCAUGGUAAAGACCACUGACCCUGAAUCUGCUAUCUGGUUUGCUCAGGAUACAAAUGGUGCAAUAUGGAAGUUGGACUUAUCUUUUUCUAAUAUGACCCAAGAUCCAGAAUGUCUUUUCUCAUUCCAUUCUGGAGAGAUCCAGGGUCUUGACGUAUCUCCGACUACACACCUCAUGGCCAGUACCGCUUUUGACUGCUCAGUGAAGAUAUAUGACUUUCUUGGAAAACAGCUUCUAACAGAUAUGAAGUUCAAACAAGGCGGCACAGCUCUUUGUUGGGCUCCCCGGCUAGUAAACCCUAAAGGUGGGUUAUUUGCAGUUGGUUUUAAGGAUGGCGUUGUUCGUAUUCUAGAAGUUUUCAGUCCUAAAGGACUGGCCAUUGUAGCAGGACGAACAAGUAUUGGUGAGGCAGAAGUGCGACUAAAGCAAGCAUUCAAACCACACACAGCCCCAAUAUGUGCACUUGCUUAUGAACGUAAUGGUGAAGUCCUUGCCACAGGGAGCCAAGACAACACCGUCUUUUUCUUUGCUGUUGGUGACAAAUACGAGCCAAUAGGAUUCAUCAGUGUUCCUGGGCCAGUCAUUGGAUUGGAAUGGUCACCUUUUGAACAUGAGCUGAGCACAUUACUUGUGUUAUGUGAGAAUGGCUAUGUACUGCAGGUUCAAGCCCCUAAGCUUGAAACGAAAGACACAAAAUCCACUUAUGAGAUUCAAGAUCUUCCCAGAGAAGUAUUCCAUUUUCGGAGCAUCAAAUCCAAGAUCAAGCGAGAGGAAGAGGUAGCACGUCGGCAGAAGAAAAGGGAAAUGAAACAGAAAGAACGGGAAGCUAUGAUCCAGCGGAAAAAAGAACUUGGUGAGGAAAUUCAAGAGGAAGACUUAAAGGAAGAACCUGAAAAAGAAGAGGAGCUCCCUCCAAUAGUUAUUCCAAAGGAGCCCAGUCCCAUCCUCUGUGGGUUUUAUUCAAGUCCUGGAAAGUUUUGGCUCUCUUUGAGUGGUUAUGACUCUGGCAUGCUUUACCACUGUCAGUUUCCCCAACAUAAGAAUGCAAAUGAAGACUUCUCCAAACAACAUGAUGAGCCAUUUGCAUUUGUGCCAGUUGAGAAUGCUGAUAAUACCUCUGUAAGGAGUAUCCAUUUCAGCAAGCAGCUUAUGAUCUGUGGAAUGGAGAAUGGUACUCUGCGUGUUUACCCACUUCAGGCUAAUGAUCUCACUCUGGCAUCCAUGCAUGGGUACUGGAGUCUCCCCAUGCAUGACAAUCAAUAUGGAUGCAUCAGAAGUGUCUGCAGUAGCUAUGAUGGACAGUUUGUUGUGAGCUGUGGAGCAGACAGUAAUAUUUUUGUUUAUAGCUUGCUUUCCCAAGAAGACAUCGAACAGGCCAUGAAAGGAAAGCGAGCUAAAAUACCAUCUCCAAGGAAGGAUCUCAUACUGGGAAAGGUGGUGGAAGAUAUUGAAGAUCCAAAUGCAUACAGUAUUGAAAAUGCAAAGCAGAAGGCAGAAUAUGAUAGGUUGAUGAAACUGGCUGAGAAGAAGAAGGCAGAGAAAAGGAAUGAAUUGUAUACACUGCGCAAUGAGUUUAAACAGCUGCUACAGCGGAAUGCAGAACUCCCUGAACACAUGCAACUGGAAAGAGCGGAAUUUGAGCUGGAUCCCAGAAUCCGUCAAGAGACAGAGAGACAGACAGCAGAAAGGGUGAAUCUGGUUCGUAAGGAACUUGCUUGGGAGCAGGAUAAAUACAAGAUUGGCUUACAGAAGCUGAAAGCAAUGUUUCGAGAUGAAAUAGAGUUUGAUACUACAGUAGUGCAUGCUAUUGAAAGUGAGCACCAAGUUUCCACUUAUCGACUUCUUCGUCUGUCUGAAGAGUACCACAAGCUUAGAAAACAGAUGGAACAAAGGAACCAAGCCAAGUCAGAGCAGCACAGCAAAGCAGGAGAUCAUGGAAAAGACAUUGCUGGAGCAGAGAUAUCUGUCACAGGAGAAACUGGGGAAGUUCUAGUGCAUAUAGGAACACGGCGAGGCACAGUAACACAACUACCACAACGCAAAGGUGAAAAGUUGCAGAAGUCUAAGGAAAGAGCAGAAAAAGCAAAGGCCAGAAUCAGUAAGAGGAAGAAAGAGUGGGAAGAUUUUUUUGCUGGUAAACCAGAUGAAAAUUAUGAAGAUCCUUUGGAUGUAGCAGCCAUUAAAGAAGCCCAAGAGAAAAUGGGAGACUUCAAAUUAAAAUCAGCCAAGGACUACAGUGUUCCAGAACACUUGCGUGUGAAUGCAGAAAGAAAAACAGAACAACUAAUUGUAUUGGAAGGACUGAUACAUGAUCUGAAAGCAGAUAUGAACAGAAGAAUCCUUUCUCUUCGGGAUCUCAAAAUUGCUACCAUUGAUCAGAUCCAGAGAUUCAAAAAUGAACUUAAGUCAGUGCAGUCAAAAAUUCAUCCAUCUUUGCAUUUUCCAGUGCCCAAAGUUCCAAAGAUGUACCCUGAUGAGGUCCCAGAGAAGAUAUUUGAAUACAGUAAAGAAACUCUACACAAUUAUGAGAAGGAAGCCAAGAACAAAGCCAAACAUACUGAUGUCACAGAGCAACAGGGUGGAUUUGCAGGGUUUGGUGGCUUCUCUGCAAGUAACACAACAUCUAAAUCAAUAAAGCAAAUAAGGGCAUCUUCUGUAACAGUUUCAGAGUCAGGACAUUCUUCUCAUGAUUUAGAACAGCGACAAGAAGAAAGUGAGCUAACUGAAUUAGAAAAGGAACUCUUCAAGACAGAAGAGAUUAGAAAUUUAUACCGUCAGGAGUAUCUUGUUCAAAAGAUCAAUGAAAUGGUAAUCACCUUUGAUGCAGAGGUUCUUUUUCUGCGUCACCAGAAAAUGAAACUUGAUAUGCAGAUGAAGCUGGCUGAUCUUCGGCAUGUCACUCUCUUUGAAGAGUUACUCUUGCUUAAGGAAUUUGAGAAACGGGAAAAUGUGUUGCAAGAGAAAGUUAACAGUCGUAUCAAUGAAAAACAAGAAGUACAGAGAAAAUCUGAAGAGUGUCAGCAACAGAUAGAAGCUAAAAAGAGAGAGAUUACCAAAUUACAAGAGCGUGAAAAAGUAAUUGAGGAUGCUUUCCAUGUAUCUCUUGGCGAGAACAACAAAUUUGCAGACUUUCUCACAAAAGUAUUCAAAAAGAAGGUUAAACGAAUAAAGAAGAAAGAGCGGGAAGGAGAGGAAGAUGAAGAUGGAGAGAGUGAAGAUGAAUCUGAUGAAGAGUCAGAGUGGGACAGUGAAGAUGAAGAUUCCAAAUCAGAAACUGGCAUGCUGAAUGAUUCUGUCUGCCCUCCAAAUUGUGAUCCAGAGCUGUUUGAAAAUACCUUGCAGCUUCGAGAGAAAAGGCUAGAUGUAGAAGAAGCCAUUUCUGAAGAAAAGAAAUCAGCAGAGAACCUCAAAAAAGAUUAUGAUUCUCUGGCUAAAAAGAGUAAAGUCAUAGAGGUGAGUCUGAAAACAGCAGAAGCAGACCUUGAGGCCUUUCAGCGGGAGAAGCAACAGAAGCUCAAUGAACUGUUUGUAGUGGCUCCAUUAAAGCUACACCAGGUUGAAUAUGUAGUAAAUGGAGUCCUCCCCAAUGACCUAUCACAGGCCCUCAUCUUUACAAACCAAGCAUUAGUAUCUCUUCAACAACGUAUACGAGAACUGCAGCAGGAGAAAUUGGAACAGCGGGAGUUAUACCAUCAGGCCCGACAGCAGCAUGUCCAGAUUGUCCGGGAUCGGAAGGAGAUGGAAACCAAGAUACAAAAAUUGGAAGAGAAGUGUAGUCAGUUAAUGAUGAUGAAGUUUGGUCGGAUUGUGGACCUGGAAUCCUUGCAGACCUUCUCAGAGAGCAGAGUGCUGGAAGAACUGAAAGAACAGACAAGGCUAAAAGAGCUUGAAUUAUUUAAGCAAGCUAAACAAUGGGAGGACGUGAUUUCUCAGCAGAAAGACCAACUGACAUUGGUGACAAAAGAACAAACUCUGAGGUUACAGCAAAUGAAUGCACUGCUGUUAGAGAAAAAGGACUUGGAAAACAAGCUGGAGGCAAGACAGAAGAACACGGGGAAAGAAUUUCAGGGAAUGAGAAAGGCAGAAGUUGAAGAAAGGCAGCGGUUAGUUAAUCUUGUUCAACUACAAGUCCAAGAAAUUGAGACCCUCAGAGAAGAAAUAGAUCUUUUGUCACGGAAAGGAGGGCACAUUCUACCACCAUCACAGCCACCUCUAACUCACAGCAAGGUUAUUUCACCAACAAGCACAUGAAUUUAGCUAUCACUGUAAAGAGACUCGUACUUUUUCAUUUGUGGAUUAGGGAAAAUAAAACAUAUCAAGAUAAAGCAUAUGCAAGUUUAGUCAAGUCACUUGUGUAAUUUGAUGAUGUUUCAUUGCACUAUGGCUUAUGGUUAAAAGUGGCAUCAUUGGAGCUACCUAUCAUCAAACCUAUCAAAAUAAAUAAAAAAUUUGGUUUCAUUGUU